Molecule: messenger RNA, 4571 nt
Organism: Anguilla rostrata (American eel)
Lineage: Eukaryota; Metazoa; Chordata; Actinopteri; Anguilliformes; Anguillidae
Gene: luc7l
Product: LUC7-like (S. cerevisiae)
Exons: 11
Coding region: 999-2045 (348 amino acids)
Biological process (GO): mRNA splice site recognition
Cellular component (GO): U2-type prespliceosome; U1 snRNP
Molecular function (GO): mRNA binding
Source: RefSeq, a predicted model, not a curated record
AACCUUUUCGUAUUCUUUUUUUUUUUUUUUAAACCUCCAAGUUUUUUAAAAAUUAUUUGUAUCAGAGUUUUGUCAUCCACAUGACCCUGGUUUGUAGAGGUCAGUGUUGUUGCAGCAGUUUAACAGCUGCUACAGUACACCAGCAGGAUUAAGUCUGAAAGUCACGAGACAAAAGGUGGUGUCCACCUGCUUAUGUCAGUCACUGGCAGACCUUUGUUGCUGUCAUGCAGAUGGAUUCUUUUUGUUGGGUUUUGGUUUCACAUCCCUAAAUGAGGAACCGUGGUGCUUCCCUGAAUCGGAGAAAGGCAACACAAGGUCAAGAUGCCCCCAUAGAAACAAUGUUAUUCCAUCUCCAGGUUGGCACUGUGCAGUGCCAGAAACUUCAUUCAAGAGCAACUGAGCUAUUGAUUUUAAACAUAUUAAUGAUGGUGACAAAAUAAUACUGGCUCACAUGAGAGAUCCUCAGAAGGAUUUGUCAGACAGUUUAUAUCUAAGAUUCGGCUUACAGUGCUCUUUGUUCACCAUUUGAUAAUCUAAAUGUAAAAAACAUUUAAACAUCACGUGUUUCAAAUGCAUUCUGCCAUUACCCCCUAUAGAGUAUUUAGUCUUCCUUAAACUUUAGAAAUGCUACAACUCAUGCCUCAUGGUAAUUUGAGAGGUGUGUUAAAAUGUACAAGUUUUAACAGAAGAAAGGCCACUGUACCAGAAUUCCACAUUCUGGCUAAAUGUUAUCCCUUAUACCCUGUUUUCACAACAAGGGUAGAUUUGAUCCUUGUUUAAUGGUAUUUUCUGCCAUUCUUUAACAGUUUGUAACCAUAGUUACAACACAUUUCGUCCAAGCAAGAGAGACAGUCCGCUGAAGCAACUGCAGGGAAAGACAUUAGAAGUGUAGCGUUACCAGUGAUGAAACUCGACAGAGGGUGAAGUUCACUGAUGAACGUGUCUGCAAAAGCCACCUUUUAAACUGCUGUCCGCAUGACAUUCUCUCUGGGACCCGGAUGGAUCUGGGAGAGUGCUCAAAGAUACACGACCUGGCUCUACGGGCAGAUUACGAAAUCGCCUCCAAGGAGAGAGACCUCUUCUUCGAACUUGAUGCUGUGGAUCACCUGGAGUCCUUCAUUGCCGAUUGUGAUAGGAGAACAGAACUGGCCAAAAAACGCCUGGCUGAAACUCAAGAGGAGAUCAGUGCUGAGGUCGCUGCAAAGGCGGAGAAGGUCCACGAGCUGAACGAGGAGAUCGGGAAGCUGUUGGCCAAGUCGGAGCAGCUGGGAGCCGAGGGCAACGUGGACGAAGCGCAGAAGGUCCUACAGGAGGUGGAGAAGGUCCGGAGCAGGAAGAGGGAUGCCGAGGAGGAGUACAGGAACUCCAUGCCUGCCUCCAGCUUCCAGCAGCAGAAGCUUCGCGUGUGCGAAGUGUGUUCUGCCUAUCUCGGUCUCCAUGACAACGACCGCCGACUGGCCGACCAUUUUGGGGGCAAGCUGCACCUCGGCUUCAUUCAGAUCCGUGAGAAGUUGGAACAGCUGAAGAAAAUGGUGGCAGAGAAGCAGGAAAGGCGGAACCAGGAGCGGCUGAAGAGGCGGGAGGAGAGGGAGCGCGAGGAGAGGAUGAGGAAGAGAGGGGAUUCUGCACUGACUGAUACUUCAGCAGAGCUGCAUCGGGGGACUGCUUCAGGGACCAGAUCGCAGAGCAGGGAGCACAGAAGGUCUCGCUCCCGGGAGCGGAGGCGGCGGCGCUCGCGCUCGGCGUCGCGGGAGAAGCGGCGCUCCAGGGAGCGGUCCCGCGAGCGGUCCAGGGACCGGGAGCGACGGCGGCGCCAUCGCAGCCGCUCCCGCAGCAAGGGCCACCGGCACAGCCGAGACCGCAGCCGCGAGCGCAGCCGAGACCGCGGCUCCAAACACAAGUCAUCGCGGGACCGGGAGCGCUCCUCCAGGGACAGGUCGCGGGACCAGGACAGGAAGAAGGGCUCGACAGAGCGGCGGCAGGACGGGGUGAAUGGGAGGAUGGACUCCCGGAGGCUGGAUGACAGGGAGGCUGGGGAGAUCUAAGGGCCUGCACUGUGACACCCUGUUAACACUACACUCGCAUGCAUUACUGCAGUCUGAUACCAUUACACUGUACACUUGCACCCAUCAUUGCAGUUUCUGAUUCUCACAUCCAUCAUUGCAGUUUCUGAUUCUCACAUCCAUUACUGAAGUCCCUGAUUCUCACGUCCAUCGUUGCAUUUCUGAUUCUCACAUCCAUUACUGCAGUCUCCGACUCAUUAUACUGCAGUCACAUCCGUUACUGUAGUCUCUGACCCUUUACUGUACACAUGCAUUACUGCAGUCUUUGAUCCCAUUACUGUACGUUCACACACAUUACUGCAGUCCCUGAUCGCAUUACAUUCACACGUCUCUCUGUCCGCUCCCUCUGCAAGAGUGCAUCAAUCUUGCCCAUUCGGUCCUCCUGUAUCAUGGCUUCUCUUUGGUAUAGAUUUUGGUUCACUCAGUUUGUUCAUUGUGAAUAUUUUCAGGCAGGCUAUUUUUUGCACUGGGAAGGUCCUUUAGACCCAGUACGCAGGUUUUGUUUCUCAUUUUAGCCUUCGUCCAGAGCUCCGACUUCGGAGCACUUUUUCCCAAGCAUGCAUAUAAGUGACAGGAAGCAGAAGUAGAAGAAUUAGUCACAUGAUUGUUUAAGGUUCGGCAAGCAAUGAUAUGAUUCAGUGGCCCAUUUCUUUCAAGCUUGCUUAUGCUGCAGCAGAAACACAACCUCUCUAAGGUAAUCCCCUAUGGAAGCUGCAGGCAACUGGACCUUUUAUUUAUAACUCCGAUAUAUGAAUAGGAUUAAAUGAAUGUGACAUGCUUGAUGUUUAAUAUACUCAUGCAUUGCUCUCUAAUUGCUGGCCCUUUGAUGACAUUGUAUUUGCAUUUUCACCUUUGAUAUUACGGUUAUGCUAAGUUGGUCUUUUAUACACUUGGUGUUGUUCCUGUAGAAUGAGAAGGGUGUCAGUCAUUACAUUUGCAAAACCUUGACCUGGCUGUUUCCCAUUGUUCCCAGCACUGCCAUGUUUUAAAGUGUUAAAAAAGGCCCCUCAAUAUUGUCUCAGUGCAGUGUGCUCCACUUUGCAUAAAGACAUGAAAAUUUCCAGUUUUUUCCCCUGUCGUAUACAACUUUGUGCUGUGGAGUUAUUCAGGUUGGAUAGCAUUUGCAAAGCUAAAAUGGCUGCACUUUCUAACUCCAGCAUUUAAGUCCAGGACAAAGUGCAUUGAAGUUUGUAUGUAAGCUUAUUUCUCCAGUCUCUAGUAACUGAAGACUCAAAUCUGCAGGUGUUUGCCCUGUAGAUAUGAACCGCAAGUGUAUAGUCUGUAGAAAUGGUUGAUGGUCCAGAAAUUGUUAAAGUGCUUGUCAGAAUUGUACAUCAUGUAUUUAAAUGGAACCUUUUAAUUCAUUUUAUUUUCUCACGAUAGAAGUAUAAAUGGAUACUGAGGCCAGAUGUUAUGUUUUGGGUUUGCUUGCUUACAGUGUACAUGUGCUUCUGACACUAUUUCUUUUUUCCUGUAUGUAAUUAACAACUGAACAAAGUGAAAUUCCAGUAUAAUUCAGAUAUGUGGUAAGCUUCGGCUUUACUGUGUUCCUGUGCUGACGUUGCUCCUGUUCUAGAGAAUUAGGGGCUGGGGUUUGCGAGGUGAAGCAUGUUGGGGGAUUUUGUGGAGGUUCAAAUCCUCUAUGAAUGCUUCAACUUCCCUUUGAAUGAUUCCUUUGGUUUAAUGGGGUAAUUUGUUUUCUGGGGUUUUUUUUUUUUUGAAUAUUUCAAUUUUAGUGUAUUUUGAUUGUUCCAGAGGAUGUAUGUGUUUGUAUAUUACUUUGUUUGAAAUUGCAUUUAACCAUAUGUUUGGUUGGAUGUAUUUGCUAUGCAGCCUGAAACCGCUGCUCUCAAGUGGCAUGGCUUCCUAUAUCAACAGGGCUACAUGUGGAGGAAAAAAGUGCCUCCGAGCAUCAACCUCCCUGCAGCACUGAAAAUGGUUUCUGCCUGCGAAAUUCCAAUUUCCGGAAAAAGGAAAUGGGACAAACUUCACUCGUCAAGUCCCCUUAGUCAUUUCAGAUCUAUUGAAAUUGUGGAUUGAUGUCCUCAAAUUGGGUGUAACCAUUGCCAUUUGCGGCCACACAUCUCUGAUCUUUAAUAUCCUUCGUCACAUUCAAAACUGUUUGGGCCAAAUAAAAACAUACUAAAAUUGAAAUAUUAAAAACUCUAUAAAGUGAACUGUCCUUUCGAUGUCAUGAGAAGUGUAUCACCUUUGCCAUGUAAUGUUUAAGGGGUGUCUCUGUAACCUUAAAAGGUUGGUUGUCUUUUGGUUUGGUUGAGAGGCUCUUAGGGUAUCCAUGUUGCAUGUGGUGCAGUACAUUCUCAUUUCAUUAUUUAUUUGAAAUUGUGAAUUUACGGCUGACCUCAAACUAUAUUCCCUCACCCCACCAGCUUGUCAGGUUUAUACAAGGUUUUAUUUUGCUGGGGAAAAAAACUAUGCCAAGACCAAAUUUAAGACAAACCUGUGGAAAGGAUCACUUUGCCUCAAAUAAAAUCUUCUGUUUCUGAA